This is a messenger RNA of Apus apus (common swift), 4253 nucleotides long. RefSeq names its product BRD4 interacting chromatin remodeling complex associated protein (gene BICRA). The record is from RefSeq and is a predicted model, not a curated record. Gene Ontology annotation, cellular component: SWI/SNF complex. Gene Ontology annotation, biological process: positive regulation of DNA-templated transcription. Lineage: Eukaryota; Metazoa; Chordata; Aves; Apodiformes; Apodidae.
AGCCCGUGCGGGGAUGUCUGGGAGACCCCGCGCCGACUGCUGCUCAAACAUCACGUUGACAUGGAUGAUGAAGACGGCCGGUGCCUGCUAGAUGUAAUUUGUGAUCCUCAGGCCCUGAACGAUUUCCUACAUGGAUCCGAGAAGAUUGACAGUGAUGAUCUCCUGGACAACACAGGAGAUGCAGCCAGUGCCUUUUUUGAAGGUGCUGGGCUGCACGUCCAGGAGUCCUCCGGUAACCACCUGAGCACCGAGCAGAGCCAGCCCAGCACCAGCGUGGACCUGGACUUCUUAGAAGAUGACAUCCUGGGGUCCCCGUCCAGUGGUGGGGCCAACCUGCCCAACUCGGACCAGCCCUGUGACAUCCUCCAGCAGAGCCUGCAGGAGGCCAACAUCACGGAGCAGACGCUGGAGGCGGAGGCCGAGCUGGACCUGGGCUCCUUCCAGCUGCCCACGCUGCAGCCCGUGGUGCAGGCGGGUUCUGAGGGGGCUCCCCAGAUCUUCUCUGGGGGGGCUGACCUGAUCGGGCUGCAGCCCCCGGCCGUGCUGACCCACCAGGCCCUGGUGCAGCAGUCGGUGGGAGCAGAUGUGGUCAACAAGGCCAUCAGUGUCCAGCCCUUCCUCCAUCAGGUGGGCCUGGGCAACGUCACCAUCCAGCCCAUCUCCAACCUGCAGGGCUUGCCCAACGGCAGCCCCAGCGGGACGCUGGGCAUCGGCCCCAUCCAGGUGGUGGGGCAGCAGGUGAUGGCCAUCAACCAGCCAGCCCAGCAGAUCAUCGCCAAGCAGGUCCAGCCCUCCCAGGUGGCCACCAUGCCUGUCGGCAGCUACAUCACCCAGACAGCCCCCGAGCAGCAGCAGGUCACCUUGGCCUCCACGGGGGUCUCGCCCCAGGGCACCGGGCUGGUCAUCCAGAAGAACCUGCCGACUGUGGCCACCACCACGCUCAACGGGAACUCCAUGUUCGGGAGCGUGUCGGGGACUCAGGGCUCCCAGCCCCUCACUGUCACCUCCAACCUGAGCAGCCCCUUGGUGCAGGCCCAGAACGUCAUCAUCCACAGGACCCCCACCCCCAUCCAGCCCAAACCUGCCGGCGUCCUCCAGCAGAAGCUGUACCAGAUCACCCCCAAGCCCUUCAGCUCCAACAACACCACCCUGACCAUCCAGAACGAGGCUGCCCUGCAGCAGCAGAAAGCCCAGCAGAACUUGACCUUCAUGGCCAGCAAACCCGGGCAGAACGUGGUGCUGUCAGGCUUCCCCCAAGGGCUUCCAGCCAACGUCUUCAAGCAGCCACCGCCGCAGCAGCCGGCCCUCAGCAAGCCCAUGAGUGUCCACCUGCUGAACCAGGGCAGCAGCAUCGUCAUCCCGGCCCAGCAUGUCCCCCAGGCCGUGCUGCAGGGACAGAACCAGUUCCUGCUCCCGGGGCAGCUGGCUGGUGCCUCAGCCGUGCAGAUCCCCCAGCAGCUUUCAGCCCUGCAGGCCAACAUGGGAGGGCAGAUCCUGGCUACCUCCCACCCUGGAGGACAAGCCCACAUCAUCACCAGCCAAGGGCCAGGCGGGCAGCUGAUCACCAACCAGGCCCUGCCAGCCCAGAUCCUCACCAACCAGAACAUCGCCGGGCAGCUCAACCUGGGCCAGGUGCUGACCUCCCAGAACGCCCACGGCACGGCUCACAUCCUCUCGGCCCCCAUCCAGCUCCAGCCUGGCCAGGUGGGCCAGCCAGCCCUUUUCCAGAUGCCCGUUUCCCUGGCUGGCAGCUUGACCACCCAGAGCCAGCCCUCGGUGGCCGCCCCGCUGGGCCAGACGGGGCAGACGGUGAUCCAGGGGGUGACCCUGCCCAGCCAGGUGAUGCUCAACGCCGCCGAGGGCCUGGGCCCCGCCGUCAGCAUCCAGGCCACGGCCACGAGCCAGAGCCCCGGGCUGGUCCAGCCCCAGCCAGGCUCGGGGUCUGGGCUGCUCCCCGGCUCCGACCAGCCCCCCAUCCUGACCGUCCAGGCCGCUUCCCAGGCCCCCGCGCCGCUGCAGCUCAGCGUGCCGCCCGCCCCGCAGCCCGGAGCCUCCCAGCCCAGCCCCGGCCUGGCCUCCAGCCCUGAGAAGAUCAUCCUGGGCCAGGCGGCCACCGGAGCUGUCAUCAACCAGGACUCCAUGCAGAUGUUCCUGCAGCAGGUGCCCCAGGGGAUCAUCCUGCAGGCCAAGCAGCAGCCCCCCAGCAGCCAGGGGUCCCUCGGGGCCUUCAGCAGCCCAGCCCCCUCGGUGCUGGUGAGUGGGCAGGGACAGACGGUGACGGUCACCACGGCCCCGGCGCUCAGCCACGCGCCCGCCGCCCUCCCGGCCUCCACCGCAGGUAUCACGGCCCCAGCUCCUGCCGAGAGUAAAACCUUCUCCAGUGUCUCCACACCCAUUCCCUCUGGGAAAGGGGCUGCAACCUCGGGGAAGGCAGGAACACCACUUGCCAUACAGCAGCCAGUCCAGACGAAGCCCAGUGUGAUCAGCUCCGUCUCAGGCCUGAACCUCGGGAAGGGCCCCCUGCAGAUCCAGGUGGUUGGGAAGGGGUUGCCACAGCUUGUACCCUCGGUCCCGGUGCAGAGCCAGCAGCUGUUCGACAAGCAGCUGGCUCUCAAGAAGGCCCCGACGCUGCAGCCCAGCAAGGAAGCCUGUUUCCUGGAGCAGCUGCACAAGCACCAGGGCUCCGUGCUGCAUCCUGACUACAAGACGCCGUUCCGCUCCUUCGACGACGCCCUGCAGCGGCUCCUGCCCUACCACGUCUACCAGGGAAUGCUGCCCUCAGCCCAGGACUACCGGAAGGUGGACGAGGAGUUCGAGGCGGUGUCGACGCAGCUGCUGAAGCGCACCCAGGCCAUGCUGAACAAGUACCGCCUGCUCCUGCUGGAGGAGUCCCGGCGGGUCAGCCCCUCUGCCGAGAUGGUGAUGAUCGACCGCAUGUUCAUCCAGGAGGAGAAGACCAUGCUGGCCCUGGACAAGCAGCUGGCCAAGGAGAAGCCAGACGAGUUCGUCUCCUCCUCCCGCUCCGGCCCCUCCUCAGCGCCCACGGCCUCGGUCCCCAGCGCGUCGCCGACCCCCGAGAGCCUGAAGGUGCCCCCGGCCCCCCCCCCACUGCACCCCACCAAGCUGGUGAUCAAGCACAGCGGGGGGUCCCCCUCGGUCACCUGGGCCAAGGCGUCCCCUGGGCUGGACGGGGACGAGGACGCGCUGCCCUCCCGCAGCAAACCCCCCAUCAAGACCUACGAGGCGCGGAGCCGCAUCGGGCUGAAGCUGAAGAUCAAGCAGGAGGCCGGGCUCAGCAAGGUGGUCCACAACACCGCCCUGGACCCCGUCCACCAGCCCCCUCCCCCCCCAACCUGCCGCCUCCCCAGGGACCCCCCGGCCGCCCCCGUCGCCGUCGGGCAGAUGAACGGCACCGUGGACCACGUCCCCCCGGCCCCUGCCGAGAAGAAACCGGCUGUCACCUCCUGCCGCCUGCCCCUGCGCAAGACCUACCGCCAGCACAUGGACCUGCUGCUGGCCGAGAAGCCCCCCGAGGCCUCCUGCCCCAAGAGGAGCACCCCCAGAGCCGACAGACCCCCCGGGGCCAGGGGGGAGGAGGCCUCGCGCAGCGUCAUCACCUCCCACCGCAGCCAGGACAGCCCCUCGGUGCCCCUGGAGAAGGGUCGGCCCGAGGGGAGCCCCAAGCUGCUGCUCCUCAGCCGGGGGGAGGCCCGGCCCUUGGCCCCCCAGGACAGCCCGGCCCCGCCGCGGCCCGACGACCCCUCCAGUGGCCUUAUGAAGGAGCUGGCGGAGGUGGAGGACGAGUUCUACCACGGGAUGAUCAAGCCCGACCCCCCAGACCAGGGCCCGGAGCUCAGCUGGGGGGAGGUCCCGUUGCCCCCGGCCAAGCGCCGCAAGUCGGAGUCCUUGGAGGUGGACAACGCCAGCUUCUCCAGCGACAGCCCCCAGGACGACUCCCUCAACGAGCACCUCCAGAGCGCCAUCGACAGCAUCCUCAACCUCCAGCAACCUCAGGCCGGGGCUCAGAACGUCCGGACGCCUUCCUCUUCCUACAACUCCUCUUCCUCCCCUUUCUCCUCGCCCGUCCACCGGGCAGACCCCUACCUUGCCCCCCCCAGUCACAACGGUGGCCUUGGAGCCAGGACGUUGAACAGAUAACGGCGGAGCCCACGGAGCCACCUUCCCGGGGACGCUUCGCCCCACUUUGUUUAUAGAAAAACAACAACACCACGGAAACAGAACAAAAAACAAAC